AUGGCACGUCGUCUUCCUGACGAUGGUUCUUUAUAUGAGCGUCUUCGUGGACCUCGUCGUGCAGAAACGUUACCCGUCCGGUUUGAUGAGAACCCCACACAAAUACCGGAAAUUGGUGUUCGCCGGCGCGGUGGGGAACAGCGCCAUGCUGCUGAACCAAGUUCCUCACACAACAUCAUAGAUAAUGAAAACGAUUAUCACGAUUUCUACAAUGAUCAGCGGACAAUCAGACCACCCAGUCGCUUUGUUUCUCCGAGUCCACCACCACCUGACAUUACUGAAAGUCGUCCCAGAAGUCCGUCUACAGCGUCUGUCAAUCAUCGCAGAGAGCAGGCGACAUCUUAUUACAGCUCGGCGCCUUCUCCUGCAUUAUUUCACGAAGGAGCUAGUGACAGACUUUACUUGAAAAGAGUGGCUGCAAGAGAACAAACUUACUCUACCAGGUCUAGGGAAAGAAGUCGCUCCAGAUUCAGGUCCUCCACCCGGUAUCGAUACAGUGGGUCUCAAAGUUCGAGUCAUGAAAGAGUGCCCAACUUAAGUAGCUAUGAUGGAAGAUAUGGAGUCCCUGAAACUAAGGCUGCCGAGACCUAUAUCGAGUCAUUCGACCACGAGUCUGAAGCAUAUUCUUUUAGACUUUCCCGCCUUAGUAAACAUGCGCUGGAGUCAGAAAUGACAGAUGACUUAAACUCAGCAUCUUCUGAGAGGGGAGUACCAUCGCUCUCGCUUCGGAAACACACAUCGUUGACAAUGCAGCGUCCUAAAAUCGAUAAGAUAAUACAGUCCCAUUAUAUUGGCGAUGGAAUCAUGGGAGGAAUUCAUUCUGUUGAUUUUACGAUAGCCCUUGGGCAAGCUGGAUCUACUGUAAAGUUGCCUGCGCCUCUUUUCAGUUGGGUUCAAUUCGAAGAUUCAACAAUGGAUUUUGAUAGCUUCCACAGUGGCAUAUUGAAUCUUGAUGGACUAAAAGAAGGCGAAAGACUUGGUAUUUCUAGGCUACUAGACCUCGUGAAAAGAAGAUAUCAUAAAACAUUACAAGUUUCCAGCCGCACUAAAGUAGGGCAUAUAAUUCCAAGGCUUCUACAAGAAUCGCUCCGCGAUGAAACUCCACCCACGACAUUCAAACCAAGGAAACUUACAUGGCUUUGCCUACCGUACUUCUCUCUGCAAAAAUACACCUCUUCGAAUGUAAAGUCUUCAUCUCACCCCCCAAGGACACUCUUACAAACACGGCAAUCUAUGACACCGAAAGAGCGUGACUUGAAACAAGCCGUAUGUCAUCUACCAGAUACACCAGCAGGGUCUUGCUUCCAUAUCGGCCAGGCUUGGUUUCUCAUCCUAGACGACUCCUCGAUAAUAUCAUGUGCUGGAUCAUCCACAGCACAAAUGACCAAAGACUCCAUUUCAAUGGCCCCAUUCCGAAAUGACAACGCCGAUUCACCGAUGUAUACGCUUCUCGUGUCAGACUCGGGCUCUACAUUAUGGUCAUUGCCCAUUGGAGAAUGUACGACAUGGAUUGACUUUGUAAAACAUUUCUUCGAGAUUUGGCCACUUAAAUUUGAAUUUGCAUAUGAUGGUCACGUAAUCACACCAAAGGAUUGGCCAAGGAUAUUCAAACGAGCCAAAAGCUCAAAAGUUUGCCUUCAUUUUCGACUAAGCUCAAAGUCAAAAAGGACUCCAGCUGGAGUUCUGAUAGUACCGAGUGAUUCUAUUGGAGGAUUUGGGAAAGGAAACCAAAAUCCCGAAAAGGAUGGUGCCUCUCACCAACCGGACAUGGAAACACUACAAGAAAAUUUCGACACGAAAGCCUCGGAUUCUAAAUCUGUCGACGCUUCGAAAGCAGCAGAAAUGCCCUAUCCGGAUGAAUUCCACGUUUUCAGUUGGAUGAACACACAAAUCGACAAAUCAAUUAGUCCAAAUCUCACCAGAAGCUCGGCAGCCCGUAAUGUUGCGAUUGUCAAUGAAACUUUACUACAUGAUGAUCUGCAGGAAAUUAAUGACUUCCUUUUGCAGAAAACUAAUAUUAACGAAAGAUUUGCAUAUAAAGCUAGCCCAAGGCAUACACGAAAACAGUUUUACGAUAUUUUGUUUAAAGUUGAAAGCAAAAUUCAGACCGACCAAUCGCUUCAGGCAACAUACGAAUUACAGGUCGAACUUGCCAAUGCUGCGGAGGUUCUAUUUAGGUUCUUUCUAUCCCCACAGGAUCUCGGACAUACCACUGAAGAAUUUUGGGGUCCAUUAUAUGAGAUAAUUGUAGCAAUGCUUCCGUAUGGUCUGAUUCAAUCAGACGGGUCUCCAGAGAAUGAUGAUUUAAAUUCUGUGCCGCAAAGGUUUUCUGAUAGAGCUUGGAUCGUAGAUACGAGAGAUGUCAAACAAAUUAUUGACUGGAUGGCGCUCAUUGGAAAGCGCAUAGAAGUUUUCAAAGAACUUCUGUCUGAAGUUCCAAUUCUUAAGCGCUGCGAAAUCGGUAUCUCUGAGAAGUUGCCUCGAGCAUGGUUACAUAUACUCAUGGCUCUCGCUUUUACAAAGGAUAUGGCGUCUUCCUGGUAUACACACAUGAAUUUAUGUCUAGACCUCAUGAAUGAAGGUAUGAAGGAAACUCUUCAGACACUAUCGAAAUACCAGCUUUCGGAUUAUGUUGUUUUUGCACCUUUCGAUUUGGCUUCUCUCAUAACCUUUCAGCUUUCGCAAGAUUUGACGGGCUCUUGUCCAGAUAUCUGUACGACGUAUGUUGACUACAUGAUAUCCCUGGAAUCUGACAUCGAUGCCGAUCCAAUCAAUAGAGAGCAUCAAGGCAGAAUUACUGACUUGAAGCAAGAAGUUUCCGUCAUUCUAGAAACCCUAGAAACUCAAAGAGAAGUCAUACAAAACGCUUUGCAUGCUCAAUCAAGGUCAAAUUUUCAGAAUUCUAGAUUAAAUCGAGUUGUUCCCGAACAUAAAUAUGAGUAUAAACUACCAACAUUUGUUCAACCUCGUACUACAAAUUACCGGAAUCACGAGCGAUCAGUUUAUCAUGGCGAUAACUACGGAGACUUGGAAAUCAUGACUACAGGUCCAGCAAUUAAUCAGUCAGCUGGCGAUAACACCCGUGGAGUGCAAGGUCUCCUCUUUCGAGAAAGCCUCGCACUUAUUGAUGAGCGUAUCGAAGUAUUUCGAGAUAUCAACGGUCGCGCUAUGUACCUCGAGGAUUGGAAUCUUCGAAGUAUUGAUACAAAUAAAGAUAGACAAGAAACUGCCGUCUACGCAUUCACAAUUGUAACCAUUAUUUUCCUGCCACUAAGCACUGUCGCUUCCAUUCUUGGUAUGAACACCAACGAUGUGCGCAAUAUGGAAGUCACACAAUGGUUAUUCUGGAUAAUUGCUAUUCCUAUUACGAUAAUCAUCAUAGUUUUGGUGCUAAUAUGGUCUGACGAGUGGUACAAUUUCUGGGCUGGGUUUAAAAAUCUAUGGGGAAAGAAGACAAAACAGAGGCGCGUACGUUUACCAGAUGAAUAUUCUAGGCCAGAGACGAAAUCCGGGUUCGGUUUUGCGCCUACAGCAAGAGUAAGUGGGAUUUAUCCCGGGCAUUAUCCUCCACCACCUGGGCCUCUUCUGAGAUCAAGAAAGUUGCGUACGAUGUUUGAUGACGUACCUUUGCCGUAUUAA
Messenger RNA from Botrytis fragariae, 3639 nucleotides. Its product is annotated as putative mg2+ transporter protein. The record is from RefSeq and is a predicted model, not a curated record. Gene Ontology annotation, biological process: transmembrane transport; metal ion transport. The transcript is spliced from 9 exons. Gene Ontology annotation, cellular component: membrane. Lineage: Eukaryota; Fungi; Ascomycota; Leotiomycetes; Helotiales; Sclerotiniaceae. Gene Ontology annotation, molecular function: magnesium ion binding; cobalt ion binding; cobalt ion transmembrane transporter activity. The coding region runs from base 1 to 3639 and encodes 1212 amino acids.